This is a messenger RNA of Hydractinia symbiolongicarpus, 931 nucleotides long. RefSeq lists its product as uncharacterized. The record is from RefSeq and is a predicted model, not a curated record. The transcript has 5 exons. The coding region runs from base 147 to 650 and encodes 167 amino acids. Lineage: Eukaryota; Metazoa; Cnidaria; Hydrozoa; Anthoathecata; Hydractiniidae.
AUUUGAAAGAAAUUAUAUAACGUUAUCAGCACUUUUAUAAGACGUUGCAUUAAUUUUCAAAACAAGCUCAAUAACUCAAUAACAAGAAGAUUUUCAACAACUUGGAGCAAGAAACAGUAUUUAGAUUAUUACUCGACAAACACAAAAUGUUGCUAAAUACAUUUUUAAUUCUGUGCUGUGGAACUGCUUUAAUUAAUGGUGUCUUCACUGACUAUUCAACCCAACCUACAUCAGCGGGAAUAAUUCCAUGUGAAAAAGCUGGGGAUAUUUUCACACAGUUUUUCUGUAGCCUUCCAAUUAACGCUAACAAAAUUAAACAGCAUCCAAUAUUCCAACAUUGGUACAUAAGGUGUGAUCAAGCUGGUUUUAUAUGCAUGCCAUGUCCUAACAAUUUACAUUACUCAGAACGAUGUGAUGCAUGCUACGGAGAAGUCGGUUACCUCGGUAGCUGUCCAUCGCCGCAACCAAAAGCUUCGAAUCCAUGCGAUAUUCCAACAAAUGUAUGUCCUGCAGGUUCAUGCACCAACUAUGAGAUAACCAACAACCCGAACACUAACGAAGCGUAUUGCCAGUGCAUCAAUAAUGGUAAUAUCUGUCGACCAUGUGCACAUGGAAGUCAUUACGAUGUGGCGUCGAAAUGUUGCAUCUAACAAACAUGUUAUUUAUUAUUUAUUGUUUUCACUAUCUUUUUUUAUACGCACGCUGGUCUAUACAUUUCAUAUGUAUUACAAUGUCCUUUGAAGUCUAAAUAUUUUUUUCAUUUCGGUAUUUUAAUAAGAAACAUAUUUGUUAGUGAGGGGGUGCCUCAUAAAUUAAUUGUAGCAUUUUACGGUUUUAGAAACCUGUGCUAAACAUUUAUUUUCAAGUGAUAAUAUUCUAAUGUGGGCACAUCCGCCGUUUGGUACAGAUGAAAUUUUUGCAUUUGUUUGAA